Messenger RNA from Perca flavescens (yellow perch), 8718 nucleotides. Its product is annotated as latent-transforming growth factor beta-binding protein 2. NCBI's taxonomy places the organism in Eukaryota, Metazoa, Chordata, Actinopteri, Perciformes, Percidae. The transcript has 40 exons. Gene Ontology annotation, molecular function: calcium ion binding. Bases 482 to 6610 code for a protein of 2042 amino acids. The record is from RefSeq and is a predicted model, not a curated record.
GGGGAGUUUCUUACAAAGCGCAUGCAAUCCCCACAAAAAUUCCCGGUGACUUCAGAUCCAAGGAGGUGGUGAUAUUCAUGGGAGCACGAUUCAAACUCUCACUUGGAGUAGGAGUACAGCUUCAGCAGCCCUGGAGCCAAUGCGCUGCUCUCUUUGCGCCUAUUUUUGUUGUUUAACUUAAACUAAAACAGAUGGAAUAAUGUUUGCUUAAAACAACAGUUUUUCAGAGCUGGAAGGUGAAAGGCUCAGAGUUUCUAACUUUGGACUGUAGUUAGGUGCUGAUUUGACAACCUGUAUAGACAUUCUGCGCAAAGUCUUACCUGGGCAUUAUGAAGAGGUAUCCAGGCUUUUUGCAUUCUUGGGAGAGGAUGCCGUCUUGCUGAACUCGUGUAGCUUAAUCGAAUAUUUGAUUCUAUUUUAGUCACUCUCCAUAAUACUGUAACGCGAUCUGCCCUUUUACGCGGUACUUUCGAAACUUUACAUGAUCAAAAUGGACCGUGCGGGAUUUGCUGUUUUGAUGGUUUUGACUGUUGCACUGGGUCGAAUUGGUGACUGUCACAAGGACACAACAGGUGGGAGGAAAGAAGGUGCAGGGGCAGGCCGGACGGUCUGGAACCAGCAGCAGUCCCGGGUGAGGAGUCAGGGCCACUCGCCAAGGGGUCCAGAGGACGCUGCUUCCUCCAAACCAUCCGAUGAAACUUCUCCCGGGACCAGCCAAUCUAGGACUCUGGUCCGCCUGGCCAGGGGCACACCAUCCCAAGGGGAUGACAGGCACAUAUCCAAAACAGAACCACAUCAUGCUGCAGGCGCCUCCCGGGAAGACCUCGUCUCUGCGCCGCUGGAUGGUGCGCUGCGCACCGCAAGACACCCGGGCAGCCAGCAGCACAGAAUCAGAGUGAACCGCAGGCAGAGCAGCAAGCCCAGCUCUGCCAGCACAAGGAGAUUUGUUGGGCCUAAUGUCUGUGGAGGUCAGCAGUGCUGCUCAGGCUGGGCUUUGGCACCAGGAACCAAUCGCUGUAUAAAACCUGACUGCCAGCCCCCCUGCCAGAACCGUGGCUCCUGCAGUCGGCCACAGACCUGCGUGUGUCGCUCAGGCUUCCAGGGGCCCCGCUGUGAGGAGGUGGCUCCAGAGCAGGUGUACAUCCGUGAUGGAGGUGCCCUGAGGCGCGUUCAACCAGGGGCCAACCCUUUCCAGAAAGACCAACCACGGAGAAGGCCCUCAGAAAGGCAGGCCAUCGAUACUACUAAGGUCCAGACCCCACGACCUGCGACCACCAGACAGCCUGUGACCCAAGUGAGACGGGGACCCUCAGACUCCUCCCCUCAGCAGACUGGGACCUCCCGCACCGUGAAACGUUAUCCAUCAUCCUCUGGGCCUAUUACCUCCAACGCUCUACCCAGCAGCAACGGCUACGCUAACGGCCACGGCAGUGAGCACAGGAACUGGCAUGGACACAGAAAUGGGCAUAGCAACGGGCACUCCUUUAACACUCACAGGCCUACUAGCGACAGCCACCUGCACGGACAGUUCAACAAUGCAUUAUUACCAGCAGGGGCCAACCUCACCUCCAACUUGGACCGCAUUAAGAUUGUCUUCACACCCAUGCUGUGCCGCAGGGUGUGCAGUGGCGGGCGCUGCUACAACAGCUGUGAGAAGGGAGACAUCACCACGGUCUACAGCGAGACCUCGCACCACCAGCAGCAGCUGCAGCAGCAGCAGCAGCCAAAGAACCACGGCUUCCGACUCUUCUUCUGUCAGAUACCCUGUCUUAAUGGAGGCCGAUGCAUCGGCAGGGACCUGUGCUGGUGUCCAUCAAACUCAACAGGGAAGUUUUGCCACCUGCCAGCCCCGCCUCCUGCCAUACCCACCCCUCACAGCCACAAAGAUGCCAGCCACCAAGGACCAAAAUCUCCCUCACAAUCCAUGUACACUCUACCACUGUCCAAUCAGCAAGUGUCUCUCCACCCAUCCUUGGUGAACGUACACAUUCAGCACCCUCCAGAUGCCGAAGUCCAUAUCCACCAAGUAGCUCGGGUUCAGCCUGGGCAGAGACCGGCCACCACAGAUGGGGCUCACUCUGUCCAGCAGCGCUCCAAUGGACAUGAACCCACCAAUGAGCAUAGCAGCAGGCACCCCCACACCAAUGGGAAUGGCCACGCCCAACCGCACAACCGUUACAACGGACAUGUUGGAAGAUGCUUUCAGGAAACAGUCGAUGGACAGUGUGGCAAGCCUUUGCCAGGCCUAACCAAACAGGAUGAUUGCUGUGGAAGCGUGGGCACCUCCUGGGGUCUAAACAAGUGCCACAAGUGUCCAACCAAACCAGCAUAUGCAGUAAUUGCAAAUGGACAAGUGGAAUGUUCCAAAGGUUUUAAACGGAUGAAUCUCACACACUGUCAAGACAUCAAUGAGUGCCUGUUGCCUGGGCUCUGCAAGAACGCUGAAUGUCUCAACACCAAAGGAAGCUACAGGUGCACGUGUAAACCAGGCUUCAUGUUAGACGCUGACAGGAGCCACUGUGUCUCGGACAAGGCUGUGUCUGACCAGAGGGCAUUCUGCUACCGAUCUGUGUCAGCAAACACAUGCUCUCUGCCGCUUGCUCAACACAUCACCAAGCAGAUCUGCUGCUGCAGCCGAGUGGGCAAGGCCUGGGGCCCUUUGUGUGAUCACUGUCCUUUGCCGGGAUCAGACCAUUUCAAGGAGAUCUGCCCAGCUGGUCACGGAUACACCUACUCACGCUCUGAUGUGCAGAUUUCUCUCAGACAGCUGGAGGAAGAUGAUCUGCAGAGCACAGGAGUCUCAUGGGAGGAGCAGAGCCCCACUUUCCCUCAGCCUCCAUCCAUCCAGCCCUGGCUUCUGCUGCCUAGCAGGCCACAAUACCCCAGCUAUCCACAGACGCCACAAGUACCCCAAUACCCUGAGUACCCUGAGACACCACAAGGACCUGGGUACCCUCUGACUCCACAGCAGCCUCCCCAUCCCUCUUACCCAGCCAGAGAGACACCUAAGCAUUCGGAAGAUGUGGAAAUUCUGAGACCGCCAGCUGUUGUGACUGACUCACCACUGAAAUAUCCAGAGACUUCUCCAGACUUCUCCAUCAGCAGGCCAGAUUCAAAGGACACAACCCACACACACUCAGCCACAGGUAUUGAUAAGUGUGCCACCACCCCUUCCAUAUGUGGACGUGGGAAAUGCAUUCCUGUGCAGACUGGUUACACCUGCCACUGUGAGCCAGGAUUCAAGCUCAGUGCACUGCAGACCAACUGCAUUGAUGUGAAUGAAUGUGACGAGGACCCAUGUGAAGGGAAGGGCCGCUGUAUGAACAACUAUGGCUCCUAUACCUGUCAAUGCCACAGUGGUUACAGCCAGGUGAUCACCCAGAACAGGAAGUUCUGUCAAGACAUUAAUGAGUGCAGCAUGCCCAACAAGUGCCAGAAUGGUGAAUGUGUCAACACAGAGGGAUCUUACACCUGUGAAUGCAACAGUGGCUUCGCCAAGUCUUGGAGAGACCAAUGUGAAGAUGUAGAUGAGUGCAGAGAUCCCAGCUCCUGUCCCAACGGUGUCUGCGUCAAUACUCCCGGCUCCUUCCAGUGCCAGACCUGCGGCCUGGGGUUCAGGCCUGUCAGUGAAAGAUGUGUGGAUGUAAACGAGUGCUUGAACCAAACAGUGUGCGGUCGUGGUAGGUGUGUCAACACCGAGGGCUCCUAUAGGUGCAACUGUUUCCAAGGUUACAAGCUCUCACCAGACCACGUUUGCCAAGAUGUGGAUGAGUGUGUGCUCCCUGGAGUUUGUCUCCACGGCCGCUGUGUCAAUCUGGACGGCACCCAUAAAUGCACCUGUAACCAUGGUUACCAACUCACCUCAGACAGCAAAGCCUGUGAAGAUGUCAAUGAGUGCGCAACUGGUAAUGUGUGCCCUGCGGGAAUUUGCAUCAACACUGCAGGUUCCUACACUUGCCAGAACUGCAGGCCUGGGUUUGGACCAUCUGCUGAUGGACUGAGAUGUGAAGAUGUGAAUGAGUGUGCCCAGGAUGACUUGUGUCUUGGUGGAGUGUGUGCCAACACGGAGGGAUCCUACUCCUGUACCAGAUGUAAGGCUGGCUACAGAGUGUCUCAAGACCGGCAGCGGUGUGAAGAUGUUGACGAGUGCCAGUCUCUGUCUACCUGUGCCAAUGGGAUCUGUCUAAACUCGGAAGGCUCUUACACCUGUGAGAACUGCCCUACAGGGUACAGGGUAUCAUAUGACGGGGAGCUCUGUGAAGAUGUGGAUGAGUGUUUGGUGGCUAACGUUUGCCUGGCCCAGCUGUGCUUGAACACCCCAGGAUCCUACACCUGCAGGAACUGUGGAGCCGGCCUGCAACUGUCUGAGGAUGGUUACAGCUGUGAGGAUAUUGACGAGUGCCAGACCCCAGGUGUGUGCCCCAUGGGUGUUUGCACCAACACAGAGGGCUCCUUCUCCUGCGUGGCCUGUGACCCAGGCUUCACAGUGGCACCCAACGGGCUUUUAUGUGAAGAUGUGAAUGAAUGUGAGGACCCCAGCCAAUGCGUGGGAGGCCAAUGCACCAACACCAUUGGUUCCUAUAGGUGCUCCUGCCCCGCUGGUCUGGAGAUGGUGGAUGGGACAUCCUGCAGAGAUAUCAAUGAGUGUUUAACCAUUGUUGGGAUCUGCGGAGAAGGAGACUGUCUGAACACUAAGGGCUCCUACACAUGCAUCUGUCCUGAUGGAUAUACCACCAUCGAUGGAAGGACUGGCUGCCAAGAUGUGGACGAAUGCAGUAAAGACAAGGUGUGCAUCCGGGGCGAGUGUCUUAACACUGAUGGCUCUUUCUUGUGCUUGUGUGAGGCUGGCUUUAAGUUCAACACUGACACGGCUGACUGUGAAGACCAGAAUGAGUGCAAGGAGUUUGGAAGCUCAGUGUGUGGUACCUGGCGCUGCGAAAACACCAUCGGCUCCUACCGGUGCUUCAUGGGCUGCCAGCCUGGCCUCGAGGGAGAAGACGCCACAGACUGUGAUAUUGAUGAAUGUGUCAAUGAAACUAUCUGUGGGAACCACGGCUUCUGCGAGAACACAGACGGCUCCUUCCGCUGCCAGUGUGACCAAGGCUACACCAACCUGCCCGAAGACAUGAGCAAAUGUGUCGAUGUGAACGAGUGCGAGAUGAGCUUGGCGCUGUGCGGGGAGGCCCUGUGUGAGAACUUCGAUGGCAGCUUCCUGUGCAUCUGCCCCAACGACAAUGAGGAAUUUGAUCCCAUCACCAGCCAGUGCCGCUCCCUGGCUGACCCGACACCCACCGCUCGAGUCCCUCCGUCCGCUCCCUCAGCUGAGGAGAGGAAAGAGUGUUACUAUAACUUGAACGACGCCAACUUCUGCGACAACGUCCUGUCUCGCAACACCACUAAGCAGGAGUGCUGCUGCACGGUGGGGGCAGGCUGGGGGGACAACUGCGAGAUCCACGCCUGUCCUCUCCCAGGAAGAGAUGAUUAUAACCAGUUGUGCCCUCAUGGCAGUGGAUUAUUACCCCUGCCUGUUGCCUCUACACAAAUCCUGGGAGAACAGCAACCUUACAUAGAUGCAAAUGAGUGUGAGAUGUUUGGAUCAGACAUUUGUAAGAAUGGACAGUGUUCAAAUCUCUUUUCUACCUAUACCUGCUAUUGUCGCUCUGGCUUCUACUAUGACAACAUCCGGCUUGAGUGUGUGGAUUACGAUGAGUGUGGAUUUGGAAGUGCCUGUGAGGAUGGAGCGUGUGUGAACACGGCCGGGUCUUUCAACUGCUUCUGCAGUCCUCCAUUAGUCCUGGACAGCACACGACGGCGCUGCAUUGGUCUCAACACCACAGAAGAAACUCCAGAGCCUGAUCACGAUGUGCACAUGGAUAUUUGCUGGCAGCGUCUGGAGGGGUACAACAUGUGUUCAGAACCCCUCCAGGGACGCAGAACUACAUACACUGAAUGCUGCUGCCUGUACGGCAUCGCCUGGAGCGGACAGUGUGCCUUCUGUCCCCGGAAAAACUCUGAUGACUACGCAGUGAUGUGCAACCUGCCUCGGAGAGAAGGCACAGACAGUCUGCGAGAGAGGCCAGGAUACGAGUACGGUCUUGAGGGGCCAGAGGAUCCUGCGGAGCCUUUUGUUCCUCCAUACUGGGACAGUUAUGGCAGCCCUGCAGGACCCUAUGACAUUCCUGAGGGCUUCAAUGACAAUGACUACAGCGUUCAACAGCCACCUUUCCGUGUCCCCAUUUCACGACCACGGCAGCAGCAGCCACGACCGGUGGAUUCCUAUGCUGAGCGCUACGAUGGCUUUGAGGGUCUCCGAGCGGAGGAAUGUGGAAUCCUGAACGGGUGUGAAAACGGCCGCUGCGUUCGUGUGCGAGAAGGUUACACCUGUGACUGCUUUGACGGUUACGAACUUGACCUAAACAAGAUGGCCUGUAUAGACAUAAACGAGUGUGAGGACAUCAGCGACAAAGUGCCCUUGUGUCAGAACGGGCAGUGCACCAACACAGAAGGGUCGUACAAGUGCACCUGUUUGCCGGGCUUCAUGGCCUCCGCAGAGCCACACAAAUGCAUCCCAGAGAUCCCAGCAUCUGGGCUUGUGGAGACAGGAAACUGAGACAGACUGCCGGCUAUUCCUUCUCCCUUAAAGAUCACCUUACACCCCUCUGCCCUUUCCCCCAAGGGCCUCGCACUAAACCUCCAACAGUACCGCUGAGACGUCCAAACUCUUUUCCCGACACACACAUACAGACACAAAACGCAAACAUACACACAUUUCACACAUGCGCAUUCAGCACAGAACACAUUCAUCCCCCCUCAUACACAUUCAAGAGGAACAGGAAUUGUGCAGUGAAUGUAUUACAUGGGAUUUAGUAUUCACCAGAUAUCCAUUUGCCUUAAAGGGAUUUUGUGGACUGAUCUUGUUUUAUUCAGUAACCCCAGGCAAUUUGAUAUGCAGAUAUAUUUUCCACAUUUUUUUUCUCUGUCACUUUCUUUUUGUUGUGUUAUUUAUUUCAUUUACAUGACGGGCCUUUGCAAACUAAGAAAGCGACCUAUUUCAGAGAGCAUACUUGAUUCCUCUUGUUUUAUUUGCCUCACCAAUUGACCUCAGAGACAGCGUGGGGAGAUAAUAAAUGUCUUUUGUCAAAGAAGGAAUGUCAUAAGACAUCAGUCACUCAUAAAUCAGCUUGUGCCUCACUGUCAAACCUCUCACCAAUUUCCUCACUCAGUCGUAAUUAGCAUUGACCUUGGACUAAACGGAUGCCAGGGUUGAUAAACAUCAGACAUUCACAGACAGAACUUUUCCCAUAACUGCCUUUUUAUUCUUCAAGAUUAACCACAAGCUAAAGUUGAAGAAUCUCUGGACCAAGAAGUAAGAGGUCAACACAGCCAAACGUACACAUUUCAAACUUUGGCCUUUACCUGGACCUGGAAAGCCUGUAGAUGUAUAUGCUGAUCUAUGUAAUGUUCAAAAAAGGUGCAAUAGGUAUAACCUGCCUUCCUCUGUUUGACACCAUUUAAUACCAGCGAUGAAGAAGGACAACAUGGAUUCAGUUGCUGAUCCCGAUUUUUGUUUUCUUUUUAACAGUAUUAAUUUAUACAUCUGUAAAAACCAUAUUUACCAUGACUCAAAGUUUGAUUCCAGGCUACUUCUGAAACCACAGGAAGGUAAAUUAGUUGAAAUGAUCCACAAAUAUCACAGCUUAAAGUGAAAGGUUAGUUUUAUAUACCAGUGUCACACACGCAAAAGGCUCCCAGCUCUCACAUAAGACCAUUCCCAUGUGUGCAUCUCUGAAUGCAUGUAAAGACACAGGCUUCGUUGGAGAGGUUUGGUAUAUUUUGUACAGAUCUAGUACUAUGUAUUAUUUUUGUUACAUAUUCUCUUAAUGCAUUAUAGCACAACCAAUAUUUUGUUUGACAUAAAACAUAAAAUGUAAGAAAAUCUGGCAUUAUAGCUUUGUAGAUGUAUACAUGUCUGUAAAAAUGUUUUUUAAAGCAUAUCUUUUUAUGUAUGAGGAGAGUGGCUGACACUGUACCAGAGGAACUGUGUGUAUACCCUGCCCUGUGGAGCAGACAAUGAAAUGUAAUUUUUUGUGGAAGUGGCAGCACUGUUCUAAUCACAGACAUUUCGUCUCUUCAAGUUCAUUACAAAGAUGAUGCUUUUGAAAUGCAAGCACUAACUUCUGUGCGUCACACCUUUAUGGCUAAAUAUAAGUAAUUGUGAACAUUAUUUCUUUUAGUCUCUGUUGGAUCCUUAUGUCAUGAAUGUAUCAUAGACAGUAUCGACCUUCUCAUGUGGUUUCUGAACUCCCACUUAUACCUUUUUUGUCUUUUAUAUUCAGGUUUAGGAAAUAAUGGCAUUACUUGUCUAAUGGACUGAACUUCUCUCAGCAGUGCAGAAACUUAAAAGUCUAAUUCUAACUUUGGAGGAUGACUAAAGUUGAUGACCUAAUCCUAAUUAACAUGCAUUCAUAACUUAUAAACCCAAGUUGUACAAAUGUUUCCACUUGAUGUCCACUGGACUUGACUGUGCUGUUCAAAUCAUCAUACUAGAAGUCUAACAUUUAGGUCACAGUUGGAAUAUUUAAAGCCUUCAAAACCACAAAUAACUAAAUGUCUUGUUGUAAAGCUGUGGUCAUUGAAAAUAUCAUGCUCAUUAAUUUUGUUUACCUCUUGACUGUAAUCACUAUCAGUCAUCAAAAAUAAAAACAUAAAAAAUAUCAA